GCGAUGUUUGACGGUUAAGCGCUCCUGAAGAAAAAGGACUUGACACACAUGUCAACAAAUAAGAUAAAUUAAUACUAGCUAGCAACACAGCAGCGUCUGGUCUCCCAUCCAGGACCAAACCUACUUAACCUCAGAGGAAAGCCAGCAGAGGGAUGCAGGGUGGCAUGCCAAGGUGUGCCAGUGUAGAAUAGGCUGACCCCUCGCUGCACCUAUAGGUCCUCUGCUGUCUCCAUGACCACCCCUCCCAUAGUGGCGUUCGCCGGGCAGCAGGCUCAGGCUGCCCGCGAUGUCAACACGGCGUCGCUCUGUCGCAUCGGCCAGGAGACGGUGCAGGAUAUCGUCUUACGCACCAUGGAGAUCUUCCAGCUGUUGAGGAACAUGCAGCUGCCAAAUGGAGUGACGUACCACCCCAGCACCCACCAGGACAGGCUGGGCAAACUGCAGGAGCACCUGCGUAUGCUCUCUGUACUCUUCCGCAAGCUGCGCCUCGUCUACGACAAAUGCAACGAAAACUGCACCGGUCUGGACACCGUACCCCCAGAGCAACUCAUCCCCUACGUGGAGGACGACAGCUCCAAAAACGAUGAACGCUUGGCCAGCCAGGCCCGCCCGGCAACAGAGGAGAGGAGAGAAAUCCUGGAGGUUAACAAGAAGCUCAAACAGAAGAACCAACAGCUGAAGCAGAUAAUGGACCAGCUCAGAAACCUCAUCUGGGAGAUAAACUCCAUGCUGGCUGUUAGGAGUUGAACGGCAAACACGGCGACACACACACACACAGGCGCACACACACAGGCGCACACACACACACACACACACACACACACACACACACACACACACACACACACACACACACACACACACACACACACACACACACACACACACACACACACACACACACACACACACACACACACACACACACACACACACACACACACACACACACACACACACACACACACCACAGACUGGAAGACAUGGUUGUUAACUGGAUAUCUGACAGGGUCCCUUUGAGGCUGAUGUUGACGCUGCACUUUAGAAAUGCAGGCUUUUGCAAUAUACCACCCUCAGUCCCAGAAAAAGGAGGGGGAAGAAAGCAAAGAAGAACAAAGAGAAGUUGUGCGAUGGAGAAAUGCUGAUAUACACUCACCGUACAGUUUAUUAGGUACACCCAUUUAGUAACAGGUCGGACCCUCCUUUGCCUCCAGAACAGCCUGAAUUCUUUGGCGUAUUCUACAAGUUGUCGGGAAACGUUCCACAGGGAUGUUGGUACAUGCUAACGCGAUGGCAUCAUGCAGUUGCUGCUGAUUGAAUGGCGGUACAUUCAUUGUACAUAAUAAACUGCCCGAUGAGUGUAGUUGUCGCUUACAAUAUGGUUAUUAAGAGGACUUUCAGAGUUAUAGUUUAUUUAAUAUCCUAAGAUUUUUGACAAAUACUACAUUUACCCAUUUAGAGGAGUUUUGAAGUUCGAUUUCCUUCAAGAUGUGUUUAUACAUUCCUAAACCAUUUGAACUAAAAUGACAUACAGGAUGACAUGUUUGUGGUGAAGAAGAGUACAGAUCUGUGCAAAAAUACCAUAAAACUAAUCAUAAGGCACAUUGUUGAAACCAAGUUUCAAAUUAAAUCACUGCUAGACUGAGGUUUCCAAUUUUUCCCCCGCACAUAGAUCUUCUCUUUUGCACCAUGAAAAUGGUACAGUGUAGUGAAAUGAAAGAGUUUUGUGUUUUGCUUCUGCUUUUCAUGUGUGGUUGGCUGCUUGAUGUAGAAGUGUCAAUGCAGUAUCCUCUGGACUUUAUGAUUAUCACAAUGUCUGGUUAACUAGGAGUUCUAUGGCGCUAUAAAACCUGCUGUGGUUUAGACCAACACGGUUUCUUUCUGUUCUAUUUUCAUAUCUGUGGGGCUCACUGCUCACGAGAACAGCCUGAUCAAGUAGGGACGUCCGUAUGUGGUCUUUUUGGAUUGUCCCCAGGCUUUAAACACUUUUUAUUUUAUUUUUUAUUACAGGCAGAAACAGUGCCAGCCCAGCCAAUACGAGACAUAAGCAGCUGAUUAGGGCGCUAGGGGCCCCCGACCCUUGGAUUGAAUCCCUGUGUUAUGAUACUGAUGAUUUAACGGGAUAGAUGGUUUGUUUACAUAGCUGAUGGUUUCGACGGUUGGGGCUCGAUGGAAUCGGUGAAGCUCCGCCUCAAGGGCAGAACUAACUUGACUGGUUGGAUGAAAGCUCAGUGGGUGGAGUUUUCAGGGGGUAAAUCCUGUUGCCAUUUCAAAUCCCGAUUGCGACUUUUGUUUUCCAACCUUACCUGAAGUUCUUAACUAAUGACAUUUCUAAUCCAUUGACUUAAGUUUCUGACUGAACAGUUUUAAAUAUGUGAAAAUACCAGAGCAGUGGAUUGGGCAAUGGGGUAGGGACCAGAAGGUCAUAGGUUUGAAUCUUUCCGAUCAAUGGCCUUUUCUCAAAGGUUUAUUGUUGCCUUUCCCUAGCAGGGGAUUCUCACCCUCAACACCCAAACCAUCUUUUAACUCUUGCUAGCGGGGUUGGAGAAUAUUCUCUAAUGUCUUCGAUUGGGAUUUCAAUUUGAUGGGUGAAUCUCAUUUGUUGCUCUCUGAUUCCUAUCUCCUUGCCUCCUCAAAAUGCACUAGAGGUGAAUAUACAAGGGAAGGAACUGCAGAUAUUCAAGGAAAUACAAUGAGAUUCACGCCGACCCGUUCCCAAAAUAUUGUUGUUCAAGUUAAUAUCGCAAACUUGCCAAAUCAAAAAUAUAAAACGUAUAAUCAAGGAGAUUUGAUGAACAAAAUAAAUGAAUAACCCAGUGUGCUAGUGCAUGGUGCCUGCUACAUCAGGGAUGUGGCUUUGAUGCCUAUAAGAGACGCAUAAAUGCUUGGGCAUAGCCAAAGGUUGAUCACACAAAUUAACCAUGAAUAGGCAAGGAGAUCACAAUUCAAAGGUUUAGGAGGCAAGUUUCAGGCAAAAUAAAGGAUUUUAAUUAUAAACAGUAAUGACAAACUCUGCGUGGAAGAGCUCUCAGUGCAGGCCAGGUGCUGCCUAUUUAAACCAUAAUUAGGACAGGUGACCUGUAGAGCAGGGGGUUCUGGGCCUUGUAGUCUUUACCAUGAUGGCCAUCUUAAGGCAGACGCCCUGUGGAUCCCAGAUAGCAUGGACCAUCGGUGGAGGGGCUUGUCACAUCACGUAAGUGUGUGGUAGUGCAACAACAUGAGACAGCGGCUUUAAGCAAUUAAAAUAGUACUUUAAUAAGAAUGUUAUACAUGGUUACAGAGAAUAGAAACUGUAAAAAGCAUGACAAAAACUACUCGUCAGGAAUAUGGGGUAGGUAGCCCAGGUACUCUUCUUACAGUCACUCAAUAAACCCAUGUCACAUUUUUUAGAUGGCUGUCUAGACUAACUUGCUUAGCAAUCUAAACAUCAUGGCCAAAUUACCAACCAGGGAACGUGCCCAGGAGCCUUGACCUCCAGGAGGCCUCCAUUGAUUUUGUUAGUCACGCAGAUGGCAUAAGUCAUGGUAAAAUGUAUAGAAUUGCAGGAAAUUAGCUCGUAAACGGCAAACUUUUCUAUCAAACCCAUGGCAAAACUGCACAUUUUCCUCUCCACAGCCAAGAGGGUGGCACUAAAAAGUUGCCAACAAGGUUGUUUUGUUUUGCCCAUAAGGCUAGGGACGGCCCUGGGCGGAAAGGAGGAGACUGGGGCCGACAACAGAGAAAGGGCCAUCAGGUCUCGGAUAUUAAUAUCAAUAUCAGCUUCAGAUACGAUUCCGAUAAAUAAUUUAGAAGCUGGUUUGGGUCGUAUCCAAGUUGUGUUAUGAGGUUAUUGUCCACAGGGAGAUGGUAGAGGACAUAGUAUGCAUUCCAAAUGGCACCCUGUUCCCGAUAUAGUGCACAACCCUUUUGGCCAGAGCCUAUGGGUCUCCGGUCAAAAACAGUGCACUAUGUAGGGAAUAUGGUGCCAUUUGGGAUGCUCUUCCACAAAGUAAAAAUCAAUCGCUGGAUAGUGGAUCAUAAUUUCUCUUGAAUGGUAUAAUUCCAACCUGGUUAUGGUUGAGGACAAUGGUGAAGGACUAUAAUUGAAUGGUACACAAGGAAUACAUUCUCAUUCAGUUGAAAGUACAGUAUAUUGAUUUGUCUGUUUAUUGUAAUAAUGGGCCUCCUUGUUUCUGCACCAUUCAAAACAAAUCAUUUGCCGACAUUAUUAUGCUUACGUUAAACAGCAGGCUACACCUCGCAUCAAAGCAAUGAAGACACACUCACGCAUCUAUGAUCAAAUGUAUUUUUUUUAAUAUAAAUCAAUUCUUACAAAAUCUUCAUUUUUCUAUUUCAUUUAUUACCCCUAUAAAAUUAAUUUGUUAAUUACAAGGUAGGAGGGAGGAAGGCAUCAGGACAGCUGGAAAUUAAGUCAUUAAAAAUAGCUUGUCUGUUUGUGAUACAGUUAAGUACUGAUAAAUAAUUCCAUAGAAAAAGUGGUCAUGCAGGCGCGUUGUUGGUCGUCAACACAGUUUGGUAUCCAACAGAGAACCGAGGUGUCGUGGAUGAAACAGAGUGGUGAUGAAACUCCAGUGUAUGUCGAGAUUACCGAGACCCCUAUAUGGUGCUCCUCUUCUGACUGACUAAUGGUCAAAAUGGCAGUGUGUGUGUUAUCAUGAGCUCACAAACCAACGUUUUAUUUUAAAAAAAAGGCACAAUCAAGGACAGUAACCAUCCUGCACAUCCAACCAACCACACUGAUAGAGGCCAUGCAUUGUUAAACCAUUAGAAUGUCUGGUAUCCGACGGCAUCGUGGAAGGAUAUGUUUAACUGAGACAUCUAGUGUUGUAUUACAAAGUCAUAUGUCUAUUUCAUUCAACAUUACCAUUUUGAGUUGACUAUAUUUGUACCAGAUAUGGUCAGAGAGUUGCCAGUUUCCCCAGAAGCAUCAACGAGUAUGCAGACGUGGACAGUGACAAACAUUACAGUGGAUCUGAGAAGACACACAUUACAGCAAACAAAAGAAAAUCCUCGAUCUGUUACAAGAGACCCAGCUACAUAUUGGUUUCCAAAUAGUCUUUGGUUGCUUUUGCAAUACAGUUCACAGAAUCUAAAUGCUCACAGCAAAUCUAAUUCUAGAUUAUUGGUAGCAUCUCGUCUCCAUGGCGAUUCUGAAUUAAAUUACAUGGAAACUGUAUUUCUAUAACGGUUGCAAUUGCUCUACGUAGGGAUGUUUUUAUUUAGUGGAAAUGAAAAAAUAUAUAUUGACAACAAUGUGAAAAAAAUAAAUGUUCAACUUACAAAAUCUGAAUAUUUUUGCUCAUCAACUGUUCCCUCAGCCGAGAAAUCCUGUUAUUUUCCCCUGUCAUUUCAUACUAUACACUGUCUGGCUUUGUUCACAUAUGAAAAUAAAUAUACAUGUUUAUGUACAGAAAUGA
This is a messenger RNA of Salvelinus fontinalis (brook trout), 5417 nucleotides long. RefSeq names its product mediator complex subunit 30 (gene med30). The record is from RefSeq and is a predicted model, not a curated record. Bases 232 to 747 code for a protein of 171 amino acids. Gene Ontology annotation, cellular component: mediator complex. Gene Ontology annotation, molecular function: transcription coregulator activity. Gene Ontology annotation, biological process: positive regulation of DNA-templated transcription. The transcript has 6 exons. Lineage: Eukaryota; Metazoa; Chordata; Actinopteri; Salmoniformes; Salmonidae.